Molecule: messenger RNA, 2893 nt
Organism: Alligator sinensis (Chinese alligator)
Lineage: Eukaryota; Metazoa; Chordata; Crocodylia; Alligatoridae
Product: putative P2Y purinoceptor 10
Exons: 2
Coding region: 205-1335 (376 amino acids)
Biological process (GO): phospholipase C-activating G protein-coupled receptor signaling pathway; positive regulation of Rho protein signal transduction
Cellular component (GO): membrane
Molecular function (GO): G protein-coupled receptor activity
Source: RefSeq, a predicted model, not a curated record
CUGAGUGCUAGGGCAAGGGUGUUUUAAAAAAUAGUACUUCUCAGAUUAAAUGUGAAUUUAAGUCUCUUUGUGGUUGGAAUUUAUAGAUGAAGUUGUAGCAAUAAAAAUAGAAGGCUGUUGCUUCCCCUGCUCCUUGCUGUAGAGGUCCUCUUGAAGAAUGGAUACUACAGUGAGAAGUCUUCCAUCCAUUCUAUCAAGUCCUAAAUGAAUUCACAGAUACCUCUCAAGAUGCAGAGCAUCAGAUCCUCAGGAAAUUGCACUGACCCCGACAUGAAAUUUCAGUUCUCCCUGUAUGCAGCCACUUACAUAAUAAUAUUUAUACCUGGUCUACUAGCAAACAGUAUUGCAUUAUGGAUUUUGUGUCGCUUCAUCAGCAAAAAAAGCAAAGCCAUAAUUUUUAUGAUAAAUUUGGCUGUAGCUGAUCUUGCUCAUGUUCUGUCAUUACCACUCCGAAUGUUUUAUUAUUUAAACCAUACAUGGCCCUUCGGGAGCUACUUUUGUCAGCUUUGUUUCUACCUGAAGUAUCUCAACAUGUAUGCAAGCAUUUGUUUCCUUACUUGUAUAAGCAUGCAAAGAUACCUUUUCCUCCUCCAUCCAUUCAAGGCCAAAGACUGGAAGUGCAGGUAUGAUAUAGCCAUUAGUGUUGUUAUAUGGAUAUUUGUUGGAGCUGCGUGCUUAACAGUGCCAAUUUUUAGAAGUCCUUCAUUGUUCAACACUACACACAUAUGUUUUGCAGACCUUGAAGUGAAGCAAAUUACAACAGGAGCUACUGUGACUUUGGUAACAAUAGCUGAAUUAUUUGGGUUUGUGAUCCCCAUUUGCAUUAUUGCGUACUGCACUUGGAAAAUGAGGGAGUCUCUACAGGAAUUCCAAACAUCCUUGCAACCCACAAGUGAAAAAAAGCGAGCUUUACGCAUGAUCCUGACAUGUGCAGCUGUAUUUUUCAUCUGUUUUACACCAUAUCACAUAAACUUUCCUCUUUUUAUGAUGGUGAAAGAGAAUGUAAUCACAAACUGUUCCAUACGCAGAAGUACGCUUCAUUUUCAUCCAGUUUCUCUAUGUCUUGCAAGCCUGAACUGUUGUUUAGAUCCAAUCCUCUAUUACUUUAUGACAUCAGAGUUUCAAGACCAGUUAUUGAGGCACAGAGGUGCUGCCCACAGGAGUGGCCUUACGGACAGAGAGAGCAGAUCAUCUUUAAAGGAGACUAUUGAUGAUGAUAAUACAGAGAAAGGAAGUCCUUUAUGUGUCAAAUGUUGGCUUCUUCCAAGACUGUUAAAUCAAACAAACAACAUGGAAAGUCCUUCAGUGGAACCUGAAGAGUUUUAUUUACAAUAAGUCUUAUGGCAAACUGUGGCAGAUGGGAGUCCCAGGGUUGGCUGUGACAUUCCCUGGUGUCCUGUGACCAGGCCAGCUCCACCCCGAGGGCACCUUCUUAUUUUGCCCAGCAUGCCUGUUGGUAAAAUGAUAAAUAGGGAGGCUGCCUAUGAACCUUUGCACGGCUCCCAGUCCCUUUGAACCCUGCUAGACCAUACUGAUCUUCGGACCCCUCACCAGGCCUCUUCCAGACAGUGCCUCACGGGACACCUCAAGCCUUAUGGGCUAUUUGUGUAGCUCCAAAUCCUCCCCUUUACCACACCCCAUGCCUUGCGAUGUAAUAUGAACAGGUGACUCACUUAGCCCUUUCCUGGAGCCUAACUCCACCCCUAUGCUGGGCCUCUUUCAUGUCCCUGUUUAUUGCAUCCCUAUGGCACGGGGCCCCUCCAGCCUCCAUAGCUGUGCCCUUCUAGCGCUGGGCUCUACAGAAUAGGGUGCCCCACCUGCUGGGCACUGAUGAGGCCUCCUCCGCCCCUUAUAGCCUCAUCCUAAAACCACUGUUGCAAAUAACAACACAAACAUAAGCCCCUGGGCUAUAACAUAACACUAAUAAUGAAGGCAGCGCUCUGUCCCUUUAAGAGGGCAAACUUCCACCCUUAGGGUAGCAUGCCUCCUAGCCCCUGGUACAUGGGGAGCUCCUGGAGUCCUAGUGCACUUGGGUAACAAAGCAGGUAGCACCAGGUCUCAGGCAGCUCCCUUGUGCAGGACCUCCUUCCCCUGGCAGUUGCCAGAGAAAGUGAAUCAAAACUCCAGCAUUGAGCUUAUAUAUCCCCAGGGCCCUGCCUCCUUCCAGUCCCACCUCACCACCUGCAGGUGCUGGUCAAUUACUCACUUAGGCUGUUGCUCAGGCAACCUGAAGGUGUGGAGCUCUGCCUAGCCUGCAGGGCUCUCUGGCAAGGCUGCUUCUGCCCUUAAAGGAGCAGGCACAGAUUAGUGCCCUGCUACACAAAGCAAGGCAUUUUGCUCUACAGAGGUGCAUUUCAAAGUUGAAAUGAUAAGCUAAGCUUAUGCUAAGCUCAGAAAUAUGGGAUGACAGCAUCUCUUGCCAACAGAUACAGGAUAUCUGAAAGAGACAGAUCCCUUAACUUUAUCUUUUAAAAAAUAUUAUCAUUGUGAUUAUCUCCCUAUUUACCAUAGCCUCCUCAUGCAAAGUUCUCUUUCAUUUCCUGGGGAAGUUGUUAGGUCCCAUAACUCGUCUUCAAAGAUAUUCUAAAAUGUGUGUCUUCAGGUGAUCCACGUAGUGAAACUCCCUUGCCUAUAAUGGGGAUUUGACUAGUUCAUUUCCAUCUCCUACUUGGAGUCUUGGGAGUGGAUUUAAUGCUUGUUAUUACUAUUACAGCCCUAUAGGACUCUUGUCUCCAAGCUACAUUUAGAAUAUUUGAGAUAUCAGGUAUUUUUUAAAAUUGGUAAUACUUUAUUUCUGACAAUAGCAUGGUUUGCAUCGAUUAAUGUUGCUGUUUCAAUAGAUUACAAUGAAAAUGGAGUAAUUUAUUAUAUAUAUAAAGCCAUUUUUUAAUAC